AUGUUGAAAAGUGGAUGGCAGAGAGUGACAUCGCAAAUGGCACAGUUGCGAAUCUAUCCCGUGAGACAACUGAGCCAUCAAGUUCGCAAUGGAUUGAUACUGAAUCGUUUCUCACUAUUAAGUGAAAAUAUGGGUGAGAGCAUGACCAUGCCGAAUAUAUUUCAACUAUCGAAUAAGAUGAACUGUGUUCCAGAUAUUCAAUUUGUUAAUGAAAAGGAUUUAAUACGUUCGAUAACUCAGAUUGGUGAUAUUUCACCUAUGGUAGAAGAUAAUGGUAUGCUAUUGGACUCUGUACUUAGAAAGAGAAAGAAGAAGAUGAAGAAGCAUAAACUAAGAAAGAGAAGAAGAAAGGAAAGAGCUGAAAAGAGAAAAUUGUCUCAAGGUAGGUAG
Maudiozyma barnettii is the source of this 390-nucleotide messenger RNA. It is a transcript of the gene QRI5, whose product is annotated as mitochondrial 37S ribosomal protein mS38. NCBI's taxonomy places the organism in Eukaryota, Fungi, Ascomycota, Saccharomycetes, Saccharomycetales, Saccharomycetaceae. Bases 1 to 390 code for a protein of 129 amino acids. The record is from RefSeq and is a predicted model, not a curated record. The transcript has a single exon.